GACUCCUGCCGUAAAGGCCGUGUGUGGCGCCUGCGCACCUCCUUUCCCUUUCGGAUUCCCGACGCGGUGGUUUUUGUAAGGGGUCCUCCCUGCGCCACACGGCCGUCGCCAUGGUGAAGCUGAGCAAAGAGGCCAAGCAGAGACUACAGCAGCUCUUCAAGGGGGGCCAGUUUGCCAUUCGCUGGGGCUUUAUCCCUCUUGUGAUUUACCUGGGAUUUAAGAGGGGUGCAGAUCCUGGAAUGCCUGAACCAACUGUUUUGAGCCUACUUUGGGGAUAAAGGAUUAUUUGGUCUUCUGGAUUUGGAGGCAAUCAGCGGACAGCAUGGAAGAUGUAUGCUCUGGCUCGGAUAAGAGAUGGGACAUCAUUCAGUCACUAGUUGGAUGGCACAAGGCUCUUCACAGAUGCAUCUGUAGCAGAGUGGAACUUGUACUAACUUAUGAUAGAAUGUAUCAGAAUAAAUGUUUUUAACAAUGUUA
Pan troglodytes (chimpanzee) is the source of this 477-nucleotide messenger RNA. It is a transcript of the gene TOMM7, whose product is annotated as translocase of outer mitochondrial membrane 7. The record is from RefSeq and is a predicted model, not a curated record. NCBI's taxonomy places the organism in Eukaryota, Metazoa, Chordata, Mammalia, Primates, Hominidae. Gene Ontology annotation, cellular component: mitochondrial outer membrane translocase complex. Gene Ontology annotation, biological process: protein import into mitochondrial matrix. The transcript has 3 exons. Bases 111 to 278 code for a protein of 55 amino acids.